UUUUCUUUUAAGGCCAAAAGAAGAAGCUAAAGCACUCUAUGCAUUUAGCUUCCUCUUGAGGCCUUUUCUUUUUAUUUUAUUUUCAAUUCCCUCUCUUUUAAAUCACACACAAAAAAAGAGAAAAAAAUGACUAAACCUUUGCUCCUUUGUUAUAGAAGAAUGGUUCAUUUGAAUAUGAAAAGGAAAAUUAUAUGCAAAUUUACAAUUUUGCAAAAAUAUUUGAAUUCAUUUUGGAAUAAAAUUCUCGCUUGUUGGUUAGGUAAGUCUAUUAAUUAUAGACAAUUGUCACACAAUCAAUCUUUUCCGACCGCCACUAGGAUGCCAUCUCCGCCUACUGGGGUGGAGACGGCGUCCGACGGAGGGUUUUCAGGGAAUUUGGCAUCCACAUGUUGUUGUGAUCAUUCUAAAGAUUCAUCUGAGAAUGUUGUUGCAUUGAAGAUUAGCCUUUUGGGUGAUAAUCAAAUUGGAAAGACAAGUUUCUUGACAAAGUAUGUAGGAAAAGAACAAGUAGAUGAAGGAUUGUCAACCAAAGGAUUAAAUCAGAUGGACAAAACUUUGUGUGUGAGAGGGACAAGAAUCUCAUAUAGCAUGUGGGAAGUUAAAGGUGAUGUUUCUGGCCCAACUCAAAUUCCAAUGGCUUGUAAGGACUCUGUUGCUAUGUUUUUCAUGUUUGAUCUCACAAGUCGAUGUACACUCAGUAGUGUCCUUAGCUGGCAUCAACAAGCACGUCAAUGGAAUCAGACAGCAAUUCCUGUAAUGAUAGGGACAAAGUUUGAUGAUUUUGUGAAAUUGCCAUUGGAUCUGCAAUGGACAAUUGCAAGUCAGGCAAGAGCAUAUGCAAAGGCACUAAAUGCACCAUUAUUCUUCUCAAGUGCAACUUACAACAUUAAUGUGAACAAGAUCUUCAAGUUCAUCACUGCUAAGCUCUUCAAUUUACCAUGGUCAUUGGAGAGAAAUCUCACAAUUGGUGAACCAAUCAUUGACUUUUAGGUUUUCUCUUAUUUUUUGUAAUUAAAAAAAGAAAAAAGAAGAAAAAAAGAAGAAAGUUUGCUUUUUUUUAAUUGUUAAUUGUAGAUAGAUAUAUGAGAGAAUCCAAAAGAUUCCGAGAGAAGGAAAUGAAGAUUCACAUAACCAACCGGUCACUGGGAAAUUCUUUGCACCCAGUGAAAAUUCGGGUUGUCUUCAUUUGACAUUUUAUGCAUUGGAGAAAAUAUUUCCAUUUUCUUUUUCUCAUUUUCUUUUGAAAGUGCACAAUGGUAUUGUAAUUUGCUAGUUUGUAAAAGUUAUAAUUUAUUAGCAAUAUCCAUGGAUUUCGAUUUAGAAGUCAAUAAAGUGAGAUGAAAAGCA
Molecule: messenger RNA, 1347 nt
Organism: Solanum dulcamara
Lineage: Eukaryota; Viridiplantae; Streptophyta; Magnoliopsida; Solanales; Solanaceae
Product: septum-promoting GTP-binding protein 1-like
Exons: 5
Coding region: 127-990 (287 amino acids)
Molecular function (GO): GTP binding; GTPase activity
Source: RefSeq, a predicted model, not a curated record